CGGUCCGACGCGAUGGUUGUGUGACGCGCCGUGUGCCCCCCCCUCCGCCCCGCGCACCGCACUUUACUUAUUUUUGUCAAACCUCACCAGUUACGCCAUAUUCGUUUUGUUUUAUUGUUUAUUAUUGGCAUUAGGCAUUAUGUUGAUGAACCUUUGCCUGUUAUCUUAGCAAUUAAAAAGUUAUGCCAUAUCCAUAGAUACGAGAGUACGUGUUCCAAUAAUUGUAACGGUUAAUUAAUUUUUAUUGUUAUUGUGUUUAAUUAAAUGAAAAUGUAGGACAAUUGUUAUUAAAAUAUGUGAAUAAUAGAAUAAAAUGUGUUCGAAAUAAAAAUAAAUAUAAAUAAUUCUUAUCGCAACUUAAAUUUGUGACUAAAUAAACAAAAAUAACAAAAAAAAUAUUUUAUAGUGAGAUAGGUACCUACGUAGGUAGAUAAAAAGUGUUUUUAGUGCGUAAAAUUUAAAAAUACCUGCCUACGAUAGUGUUUGUGUAAAAAUAGUGCCAGAUAUGUGUACAAUGUUUGGUUAAAUUACAAAAGAUGCAUACAAAAUGUAAAAUUUCACCAACGUGAUGUGUAAUUAGUGUCGUAUUGUGCAUUAUUUUGGAUUUUACAAUGGAUAAACCAUCUUAUAAGCUGGUGGGCGCGCCGUGCGGGCAGCACGGCCAGUACACCUUCUACAAGGCCAUCCGGCUGACGGCGCCCGCCGAGCGCAUCUACGCCAUCGGCGACUUCUUCUUCGUGAGGAUCUGGCAGGACUCCGAGCUGGUCUCCAUCGGCGAGCUGCAGCUGCUGUGGACGGACCGCGUGUCGGACCAGACGCUGGUCUCCCUGCGGCUGUACUUCCUCCCAGAGAACACCCCCGACGGCAGGGGGUUGCACGGAGAGGACGAGGUGCUGGCCAUCAACGAGGCGGUGGUGGUGCGCGCCGAGGACCUGCCGAGCUGGGUGUGCGCGGGGCGCUGCUGGCGCUGGGGGCUGCGCGCCGUGUGGCGCGGGGCGUGCGCGCCGCCCGCGCAGCCUCAGCCCUCCGCGCCGCUGCACCACACGCGGCUGGACUUCAGCGACGUGGAGCGGGAGAAGAGCGCCAUGUCCGUGGACGUGGAGGCGCCGGGCGUGGUGGUGUUCUCCUACCCGCGCUACUGCCGCUACCGCGCGCUGCUGGCGCGGCUGGAGGGCAUCCAGGCUGACUGGCUUCGAGACUCGCUGGUGGCCGCGCUGGGGGGAUAUGCCGCGCCCACCAAGAACACUAGGAUAUUGUACUGUAAGGACACGUUCGAGUACCCGGAGCUGGAAGGACACGAGUUUGUGUGCAACCACCUCGCACCGAAGCUGAAGGGGCGGCCGCGCGGGCGCCGGCGGAGGGUGCCGCGCUCUCGGUCGCGCUCCCGCUCGCCGGACUCGCGCUCCAGCGACAGCGAGCCGAGGCGCACCCCCGACACCCGGACCCCUAGAAGACUCUCCCUCCGCAACGGCCCAGAGAAGCAGAGCGAUGAGGAAGAGGAGGUGGAGAGGAAGCCCGAGGAGGUGGCGAAGGACGAGGCGUUCCUGCUGACGCUGCGGGAGUUCUACAGCAGGAAGGGGGAGGUGCUGAAGAUAUCGCAUAGUGUUAAAAAUGUGUCGCUGCGCAGCCUGUACGCGGCGGCGGUGUCGUGCGGCGGGUACGAGGCGGCGUGUCGCGGACAGUUCUGGCGACGGAGCUACAACGAGAAGGCGUCCAGAGUGCGGCGGCUGUACGAGAGAUACCUACUCCAAUUCGAAAACUACGAGCGAUGGAACGGCAGAAAGUUCCCGAAAAUGCCCAACGGCAAGCUGGCUGAACCAAAGACAAUAGACACGAUAGACGUCACCGACUCUCCCGCGCGAGAGAUAGACAACAAACCAACUCUCCCUGAAAAGAGAUUGAGAACUCCAUCGCCGAAGAAAGAGAAACUCAUCCUAGACAAUGAGACGGGGGAGUUGUUGAAGGAAGAAGUAAACUUUACUUCAAAACCGGCUGAAGAACUCAACAGGGAGUUUCUAGAAUCACUGCCUCCUAAAGAAGAAGAUAGAGAAAAUAAGCCUGUGAAAAUUUUCGUAAAACCCGUAGAGAAAUUGAUAGAGCCUAGUUUGAAGGAGAAUGUUGUGAAGAUAUUCGAUGAGAAUAUGUCGAUGUCGGAUAUGUCGACGCAGAAGUUGAUGUCGGAUAUGUCGACGCAGAAGUUAAAGUCCGAUAUGUCGACACAGAAGUUGUUGGAGACAAAUGACAACAAACAUAUGGACGAUGGGAAUUCAAGGUUUUUGAAUGAGUUGGCGCAGAAAUUGCAAUUAGGCAACGCCGACACGCGGUUCCUGCAGCAGCUGUCGCAGAGCCAGUCCACCGACAGUCUGUCGAGUCUGUCGUCGCUCGGCGACAAGUACACCAACGGACACGCCAACGGCACCAGCGCCGCAGAACAGAAGUCCCGGCCGGCGGGGCGGAGCUCCCUGCGCGCCGUGCGAGUGAAACCCACCAGGCCGAUGACGGCGCGACACACGCCGCCCGUGCCCCCGCUGCGCUCGGACUCGGCGUCGUCCUCCCCCCCGCUGUCGGGGAGCAGCUGCCCCGCGCCCCCCGCCCCCGCCGCCCCCGCCGUCACCAACUUCGGCAUCCACCACCCCCGGCCCACCUCCACGCACAGCGACGACGAGAUCGUCGAGGUCCCCUACCAACCAAAGAGUCCGGAGAUCAUAGAUCUGGACGAAUACCCCGAGAGUCCGCAAGCUGUCAAAAAGAAGAAGCUGGACAUCCUCAAGGAGAGGGGCCUGGAGGUGACCGCCGUGCCGCCCGCCCCCUGGCCGCCGCUCAACCCCAUCACCCCCCUCCUCAACCCUGGCCCCAUCAUCCUCAACACCGUCCAGCACCAGCUCCUCACCCAAGCCCAGAUGUUCCAAAUGUACAACAUCAUCCCCAACUACCCCAACGGCGUCCAAGCGCCCAAGGUCAUCCAAGCGUCCAGCGCGUUCGGCACUGCCGGUCCCGAGAAGACCGUCUACGGCAACCCCAAGGACCCCUUCAUGCCGCCCCCCCACGUCCUCCAAGGGACCCCUAUAAAACCCCAAAGGAGCAUCGCGACCCCUACCGACCGGCCGACGCCUCAGGAUAUUUUAGACCUCACGUGCAAAACGUCCAGCCCAACCCAGAAACCAGCCGUCGAAAUAGUCAGGAUCCCCCCAGAAUCCUCCCCCUCUCCCUCCAAAACGCCCAACCCUCAAAACCUGAGCAAAAACUACACAAUACUAGACGGAAAAGCUGUGGUAUCCAAUUUGGAGAUCACCCUAGUCAAUCCGAAAUCGCAGACGCCACCGAAAAAGCAUCCCCAAAAACGAUCGUCCAACGGCAAAUUUGCGUCCCUAAAAACUCCCACACCCCCCAAAGAUUAUCCCAAAACAUUCCCCACGCCGUCCCCUAAAAAACCACCAAUAACCAUACCCAACUACCAGAUCGCUAAAGACGAGACGCCCAGCAGUUCAACCCAAAAGGACCACGCCCAAAAUAGUUUACUCCAAAAUGUUUUCAAAAACCAAAAUCUAGCGCAAAUGAUGGAGAUGCAGAAGCUGCCCAUGGCGCCCAUGAUGGACCCGCUGUACAUGCAGCACCUGUACAGCAGCCUGGGGCAGAUGGACCAGCGCCAGCUCGCCAUGUACAGGGACUUCAUGACCAACCAAUUUAGGGGCUACUCCGGCCUACUCAACAUGGCGACGCCAACAACGAAGAAUUAGUGAACUUCUAGUCGAUAAGUUAGUCGUUUUAACGGUUCCCGUGGACGCUAAUUUAAAUAGGGAACGACUAGAUAAAAUUAGUAAAAAAAAAUGCUGUCGGUGUAUGGCCGACAGAAAGUUUUGCUAGUUUAAACCAUAGGGAACUAGACCAAAUUAAAAAAUGUCGGUGUAUGGCCGACAGAAAGUUUCGCUAGUUUAAACCAUAGGGAACUAGAUAAAAUAGUAAAAAAAGUUGUCGGUGUAUGGCCGACAGAAAGUUUUACAAGUAAAACGUUUAAUAUUAUUUAUAUUCUAUUGAUUAAUAAUAUAUAUUGAUUGAGUCUAUUAAUUAAUAAUAUAUAACUUUAGUCGGUGUUGUUACAUUAAGAGCGUGCAGCGCGUCGGUACGAUAUGGAUAAAAUUCGAAGCGCAAGCGAGACGCCAAAUUAUGACAUGCACGUGAGUGAAGAGCACGGAGCGAUUGACGCGCGACGCAAAUUUUAUGACGUGAGCGCCAAAACCAUUUUUACCUAAUUGCAAGUAAAUUAAACAACACAACGAAAAACAAAAUGGCCAUGUUCAAGAUAAGAUAUAUACCUAAUUUUCUAUACAAAACAAAAAUUUAAGAAAAUAAGUUUGCUUUUCCUGAGAUUGAAAGCAAAAUGUGAACAAAACAUGUAUUUUUCAAAAAAAUAAACUAUCGAGAAAAACUUUACAAAUUGUGUAUUUUGUAUAGUCAUAACGAAGCUAACACUUUGAAAUAUCAUUUACCCAAAUAUCAGGCUCCUAACUUUUCCAGAAUCCGAGAUCCAGAACCAUUUGUAACCACCAAAUUACAUAUUGCACACUCUUAACUUUGAGUAUUCAUUCACAUAACUAAAGAAAUUCAAAGAUUUUUGUUAUAUGACUGAUCAUUAUUUUGAUUUUUUCGAAAAACAUACUGCCACAACUUUUAAACCUCGUAAUGAUAAAAAAUACAACAGCAACCUUGUCGAUCAUUAAUCGAUUUUUUAAUAAUCCACUGCAAUAUUUAUCCUUUCUUUGCUAUGUCCUUGUCUCACUAGUACAAGAGGAAUAAAUAAGCGUGUGUUAUAAAUGAAAAUAACAUUUAUUUUACUUGUCGGACAUACACCGACCAAGGUUUAAAAAACAUAUAAAUAACUGACGGUUCCUGCCAUCCACUAAUAAUAAUAUUUAUUUUAUUUAAAUUAAUUCUCUUAACUGAAAUAAAAUAAAUUAAACCGGUGUCCAUUGGAAGUGUUAAAAUAAAUUUAAAUUAAUUAUUGUGAUACGGAAGUUAGUGUAAGCGAUGUCGAUCUCGGGUUAAUUAUAAUUAUUACUGUAAAAUUGAUGAUUAUUAAUUUAAAAUAACAUUUCGGGAGCAAAACUUGGGUUCCGCAUGUUUGUCAAAAAAUUUACAAUUCAGAACUGUCAAUUUGACAAAAAAAAUUUACUUCAGAACUAUUGCAUAGAAGCAGGCGUUACUUUGCGGAAGUUCAUCAUGAUUAUAUAAUGAUUUAUUUAUUUUGCUAUCAUCCGCGAAAAUUCGGCGAACCCAUGCGACAUUAUGUGACAAGAUGUUGACUCUACAACGUGCAAUUGCACGUUGUAGAGUCAACAUCUCCUGAGGAUGCUCCGGUUUCGGGGUGAAACGUACGUAGAGAGUAUUUUGUCGGACCUGGGUGACGUUGUCGCAUGGGUUCGCUGAAUUUUCGCGGAUGAUAGCAAAAUAAAUAAAUCAUUAUAUAAUUACUUCAGAACUGUCAAUUUGUCAAAAAAUUUGACACUUCAGAACUGUCAAUUUUGUCAAGUUCGUAGAAGUAAAAUACGCACGUUUUUGUAUAGUUUCGUCUACGAAUCGUCCCUAUGUAACGUUUGUGGCCGAUUUUGAAAUGGGGUCGAUUUUUUGAAAUAUCCGUUACAAGAGGCUUUGUAUACAUUUUGUAUAGUAGCGAAUAAAAAAUCGGUUGAUCAUUAAAAAUCGGUCUCAGGCCGAGCGCCUGCAUUAGCCACACUUGCCACAUUGUAUGAAAACUGAAAGAUCCGUCAGUCAUGUUCCUACCAAAGAUAAGUACGGUAGAUAAUAGCCUAGUUGACACUUUAUUUUAAUAGUCUUAAAUUGUUAAUUAUAGUUCUACUAGAUUGAAAAAAAAAAUUUUUUUGAGACAUUAUUAAAAAUUUCAAUUGUCAAAUAUGUUUGUGACAAUACGAGCCAAAACGCCUGUCGGCCAUGAUGGUCUAUAUAUUAACUGUUUCAUGACGUUACGUUAACAAUAAAAAUUAACCAAACGGAGCGUUUGACAAAAUUAUAGUUAAUAAUCAUUAAUGACUUUUAUUCCUUUAUUCAAGUAACAUCGUGACGUCACAAAAUGGACGACUGCGUUUAUGAUAUUUUUU
Bicyclus anynana (squinting bush brown) is the source of this 6113-nucleotide messenger RNA. RefSeq lists its product as uncharacterized. The transcript is spliced from 13 exons. NCBI's taxonomy places the organism in Eukaryota, Metazoa, Arthropoda, Insecta, Lepidoptera, Nymphalidae. Bases 612 to 3737 code for a protein of 1041 amino acids. Gene Ontology annotation, molecular function: DNA binding. The record is from RefSeq and is a predicted model, not a curated record.